AUGUUCAAUCGGAACAAAAAAACCAAGGCUGAUGCCAAUAAUGACCUUUCUGCCAAUUCGAAUUCCAGGACACAGGACUUGGUCCCUAUCGCCGAUCUCCAAAAGACAAGAUGGGAACGACUUUGGCCAGCCAUGGCCUGUGGUUCGGGACUGUUCUCUGAUGGAUACAUCAAUAAUGUAAUCGGAUCAGUCUCUACCAUGCUCGGAAAAAUUUACGGAACAGUAUACACAGGAUCUGCCGCCGUUAAAAACAUCUCGGCCAUUACGUUUGCCGGUACCGUUGCUGGUAUGAUUAUAUUUGGUUACACCAGUGAUAAAUGGGGCAGAGCAAACACACUUACGCUGUCUACUGUCAUUCUCAUCGUCUUUGCUGCUCUUGGCGCUGGCGCAUAUGGAUAUCAAGGAACCACACAAGGUCUAUUCGCAGCACUUGCUGCAUAUCGUUUCCUGGUUGGAGUAGGGAUUGGAGGAGAAUAUCCUGCUGGAUCCGUUGCUUGUUCCGAAGCUUCUGGAGAAUUGAAAGCUGGUACUCGAAAUAGAUGGUUCAUCAUUUUCACAAACGUCAUGAUUGAUUUCGGUUUUGUGGUUGGCGCGUUUAUUCCAUAUUUGUUGGUUGUCAUUUGCACAGAAGAUCACUUGCGAGCUGCCUGGAGAAUUGCACUUGGUCUUGGUGUAGUCCCUCCGUUGCUCUUAAUAUAUCUCCGACUCAAGUUGAAGGAACCAGAGGAAUUCCAAAGGGAGAGCAUGAAGCAUGUCUCGAUUCCUUAUGGGCUUGUUAUAAAACACUACUGGUUUAGAUUAUUCGUAGUUUCCUUGAUUUGGUUCAUAUACGAUUUCUCAACCUAUUCAUUUGGCAUCUACUCCUCCAAAAUUCUUAGUAACAUUUACGGAGACUCGGCGCCACUAUCUCAAUCAUUCGGCUGGAAUACCGUUAUCAAUCUCUUCUAUAUCCCUGGAGCGGUUGGAGGUUCCUUCUUUUCCGACUGGGUCGGUCCUCGCUAUGCUUUGGCCAUAGGUGUCUCAUUACAGGGUAUUGUCGGAUUCAUCAUGUCUGGCUUAUACCCAACAUUAUCUCAAGUCAAAAAUGUCCCAGCUUUCGUCGUCGUAUACGGAAUUUUCCUUUCCCUGGGCGAACUUGGACCCGGCGACAAUAUCGGCCUCAUCGCAUCUAAAACAUCCGCAACCGGCGUGAGAGGUCAAUACUACGCUGUUGCUGCCGCAAUUGGUAAAAUCGGUGCCUUUGUGGGUACAUAUGUUUUCCCAUAUAUUGAGGCAGCAGGUGGCAAGGGAUCUGCUUCGGCACAGUAUCCAUUUUACGUCUCGAGUAGUUUGUGCAUAUUAAGUGCUUUCUUGGCACUAUUUUGUCUACCGCAUAUUGGUCAGGAUACUAUCACGUCGGAAGAUCUGAAGUUCAGAGAGUAUUUGGAGAGUAAGGGAUGGGAUACUAAUCAAUUGGGGUUGAGAAAGGGAGAGAAUUUGGAGGAUGCUACGAAUAGACGUACAGAGGCUGUAGGGGAAAAGCAAGAGGAAACGGCUUCUUCUUAA
Molecule: messenger RNA, 1545 nt
Organism: Sclerotinia borealis F-4128
Lineage: Eukaryota; Fungi; Ascomycota; Leotiomycetes; Helotiales; Sclerotiniaceae
Source: the annotation of a GenBank genome assembly